Molecule: messenger RNA, 1925 nt
Organism: Boleophthalmus pectinirostris (great blue-spotted mudskipper)
Lineage: Eukaryota; Metazoa; Chordata; Actinopteri; Gobiiformes; Gobiidae
Gene: nr2e1
Product: nuclear receptor subfamily 2, group E, member 1
Exons: 9
Coding region: 33-1223 (396 amino acids)
Biological process (GO): cell differentiation; anatomical structure development; negative regulation of transcription by RNA polymerase II
Molecular function (GO): nuclear receptor activity; RNA polymerase II cis-regulatory region sequence-specific DNA binding; zinc ion binding
Source: RefSeq, a predicted model, not a curated record
UCUGUAAACUCUCGCUAACUUCAUCCUACACGAUGAGUAAACCCGCGGGAUCAACAAGUGGAUGUCUAGAUAUUCUCAGCGUCAAAUCGAGCCGCAUACUGGACAUCCCGUGCAAAGUGUGUGGAGACCGCAGCUCGGGGAAGCACUACGGGGUUUACGCAUGUGACGGCUGCUCAGGCUUCUUCAAGAGGAGCAUCCGCAGAAACAGAACCUAUGUCUGUAAAUCCGGCUCUCAGGGCGGCUGUCCCGUGGACAAGACGCAUAGGAACCAGUGUCGCGCGUGCCGCUUGAAAAAGUGUCUGGAAGUGAACAUGAACAAAGACGCCGUGCAGCACGAGAGGGGCCCCCGCACGUCCACUAUCCGCAAACAGGUCGCCCUAUAUUUCCGGGGCCAUAAAGAGGUGAACGGCUCAUCGCCCCAUUUCCCGGGAUCCGCUCUGCCAGGCCCCCCCUUCUUCACCACCGUCACGCAACUAGAGCCGCACAACCUGGAGAUGAGCGCGGUGGGCUCCACGCCAGAGAGGCAAGCCAUCGUGGGCCUGGCACAGCCCACACCAAAGUACCCCCAUGAGGUGAGCGCCACCCCCAUGUACCUGUACGAGGUGGCCACAGAGUCUGUGUGUGAGUCUGCUGCACGUCUACUUUUCAUGAGCAUCAAGUGGGCUAAGAGUGUCCCUGCCUUCUCUACGCUGCCAUUGUCCGACCAGCUGAUUUUGUUAGAAGAUGCCUGGAGGGAGUUGUUUGUCCUCGGGAUAGCGCAGUGGGCCAUUCCUGUAGAUUCUACGACUCUACUGGCUGUUUCUGGGAUGAACGCGGACAACACAGACUCCCAGAGGCUGAAUAAGAUCAUGUCAGAGAUCCAGGCUCUUCAGGAGGUCGUCACACGCUUCAGACAGAUGAGGCUCGAUGCCACAGAGUUCGCCUGUUUGAAAUGUAUUGUGACCUUCAAAGCUGUUCCCACGCACGGAGCCACCGAGUUAAGAAGUUUCAGAAACGCUAGUGCCAUUGCUGCGCUACAAGACGAGGCCCAACUAACGCUGAACAGUUACAUACACACAAGGUAUCCCACUCAGCCGUGUCGCUUUGGGAAGCUGCUCCUCCUCCUCCCCUCUCUCCGCUCCAUCACGCCAUCCACCAUCGAAGAGGUUUUCUUCAAGAAGACCAUCGGCAAUGUGCCCAUCACCAGACUGCUCUCUGACAUGUACAAGUCCAGUGAUAUAUGAAGCACUCACAAAAGACUGAAAGAGGCUUGAAUAUGGACAGUAAGCUUCCAUACAAAGGGACACAUCUGAGCACACAAUCUCUAUAGAACCAUUUUGCCUAAUAGGCUCCACUGAAACAAAACUCGAAAGACCUUAUUGACUGAAGUAGCCUUUAACAGAUGCUCUAGUAAAGAUUAGUUUAUAACUUUCAGUACAGACAUUUGUACCAUAUUGAACAAAAAUGCAAUCUUGGUAUAGACAAAGUGAAAGUCUACCAUGUAAAAUAUAUUGUAGGGAGUAUGUUUGACAAAGAAAUGUUUUAUCUUUUGUGUCUAUGAGACCAAUGAUCUUGACCAAUUCAAUCUUUAAUUGCUAUAUUCAAUCCCAAUGGAGCAAACCAAAAAGAGUACAACAUGGGGAUGUGAGCUGCUGUCUCUACGUGGGGCUGAAACCAAACUAGAUUUAACAGACUACAAACUUGUGCAGGUUCUGAAAUGCAUCCUGUGUAACACUGAUUUAAAGAUGUGGUAAAUAUGUAGUUCACGCCCCAUUUGAGGCACAGAAGAAAAAUGUGUAAAAGUCGACUUUGUAAAGUUAGACACUAACUGAAAAGUAUAUUCAGCACUUGGAAAUGUGGUUGUGGCCUGUGGUGUUUUUAAUUUUGCUUGUAAAUAUUUGAAGUUAUAACUAUUUAGAGUUGUAACAAUGGAAUAAAAGAGUAAA